UGCCGUACAUGGCAAUUUUUUCAAAUUUGAAUUAAUUUAAAAUGCAUCGUUUAGAACGUAAAGAACAUUCAGUAAUGAAUAGGAGUUCAAAAUCAUUGGUGCUUUAUUUGUUAAUAUUAUUAAUGAGAAGUGGUGAUGCAUCAGUUCUUGAUUGGAUCUGGGGAGGAUCUCAAGAAAAUUUCGAUCCUAGGCCAAAAAUCGGUGAUGUCCCUAUUGUGAAGGUUCCUUUUGAAGUAACAACUGAAGACGAGAAAUUCCUCCAAGAAGCAAAAAGAUACACGAGUUUGGAGUUGUCAGAUCUCGACAAAUGCCAACAUCAUGUUGUUAUGAACAUCCGUAAUUCAUGCUCAGAUCUGACAGAGGAGGAACUGGCAAAAAUGAGCGUGAAUCUACUGAAUUGUCAGUCAGCAGUCGAAGGGAGAAAACAUUUUCCCUGUACCAGCAGCAUGAGCCUUCGAGAGUGCACAAGUUCAAUGGAUCCAGUUGUGUGGAAUACAUACCAUCUGAUGAACAACCGAGCCAGGGCCGUUUGUUAUGCUGCCAGAAACCAGCAGUUCCGAGCUCUGUCAGAGAUGACAGUCAACAAACUCAUGGACACUGCACACAGUCAGCUCAACAUGAUGAACUCUCUCAAGGAAGGCCAGGAGAAGUUGGAGUCACUGACAGCCAGUACAAUGGAAUCUGUGUCUCAUGGCCACCAGUCCCUUAUGGAUCAGCAGGAGAAGUUAAGAGUUACACAACAUAACAUUCAUGAUUUUGUAGCCCUGAAUUUGCGAGAGCUGACACGAGAGAAAGCAUUGAUAGCAUCAGGUCACCGCGAACUUGCCAAGAUGAUGGAUGAUGUCAGAAACAAAUUAGAUGAGGCGAGUUCAGAUCUCAGCAGCCAGGCGAACGAGCGCCGUGAGAAUCACAAGCAGCUGCUGGAAGAUCUGGACACUAUUCUGGACCAUGUAUCUCUCAUCUGUCAGAGGAUUGAUCACAGCAUGCAGGAGAUCCUUGCAUGGCAUGAGGCAGCAACAGCACAGUACAGUUCAGCACUCUACAAGCUGUCGCAGAUCAACGUCACAGUCAACUUCCUCCUGGAUCUGCUGGACAAGACCAGACAUGAACUGGAUGAGCGCCUGGGCUGGCUCACCAACCUGAUGGGGGACACUGGCAACCAGCUGGAUCACCUUUACAGCUGUGUACUUCACUUUCUGUACCUGAUUGCAGGAAUGAUCACUGCAGCAUUUAUCAGAGCUCCAACCAUCACACGUGUUUUCCUCCUCCUCAUCGCGCCUCUGAACCUUGCUGUCACAUACAAUCAUGGGGACACAGCCGCCCUUAACUUCUCAUCCAUGACCAUACUCAUUUUAGCAUCAACAGCAGUCCACUACAUGAUCCAGAGAGUGCUACAUUACUGGGCACCCAGACAGGCUAGACCCUUGUACAGUCUUGAUGGCAGCCAACCACAGCCAAUGACCAAUGGGUUCAUUCCUAACCACUUAUCACCUGUGAAGCCUAUUGCUCUUGUGCUACCUCAGAGGAGCAUCAUAGGCAGGCUGCAGCUUUUCAUGGGAAACUUGUGCAGAAGGCUGAAUUUUCUUGCAAGCAGAUGGACUGGUCCCACAGAGUCAGUGUCACCUGCUGUCUCAUCCAGAGAGGACACUCCAAGGCCUGAUGAAAGAGAACACAUCCCGACUCCUAUGCCUGACAGAAACCUAGGUGAAGGCUCAGGUGACAGUGAUGAGAUUGCCUUUGGGAAGUACCAUUUCACAGAGGGCUAUGCAUACUCCAACAAUUGCAGCAGCGACUUCCCUCGUGUUCGAACUGGCAUAUCACCAACACUAAAGCAGCGCUCUUCCACACCGAUCUCCCCACCCACACCCAUGCGCACCUUGUCCCGCAGUGGAACACCUUCUCACCCUGUAUUACCAAGACCAGUAUGCCGUGCUAUCUGUCGGAAUGGUCAGCAGUGUCGCAGCAGUGCAUCUCUGGGCAGUGAUGUGUGUCGGAGACACACACCUUUGAAUCAUCGUUUUGCCGAUACUGAAAGUUACUGAAGGUGCUUCCAUACUCCAGAUGGUCAUACUGUUUAACACUGAAGAGGAUAUGUGGACCUAACUGGGAUGAACAGAUAUCAGAACUGAGAAUAUUGCAUAAAGAAGUACCCUUCAGCUACCACUAGGGUAGGACUGGUAGAAGUGGAUCAUAGAUAAGUAAAGUAAAAGUAGAUGUAUCCCUGUUAACAGGCCAUGGAGGCCCAUAGAUGGUAGUAAGGUU
Molecule: messenger RNA, 2262 nt
Organism: Cryptotermes secundus
Lineage: Eukaryota; Metazoa; Arthropoda; Insecta; Blattodea; Kalotermitidae
Product: protein brambleberry
Exons: 12
Coding region: 42-2042 (666 amino acids)
Source: RefSeq, a predicted model, not a curated record